CUCCUUCUGCUCGGGCGCCCCGGCCGCCGCCGCCCCUCCCCGGCCCAGGAGCGGUUGCGGAGCCGCCGCCGCCCAGACAGCGCAGCGCGGGACGCAGGAUCCGCACGAAAUAAAUCAGAAUGAGUUAUGCAGAAAAACCCGAUGAAAUCACGAAAGAUGAGUGGAUGGAAAAGCUCAAUAACUUACAUGUCCAGAGAGCAGACAUGAACCGCCUCAUCAUGAACUACCUGGUCACAGAGGGCUUUAAAGAAGCAGCGGAGAAGUUUCGAAUGGAAUCUGGGAUUGAACCUAGUGUGGAUCUGGAAACACUUGAUGAACGAAUCAAGAUCCGGGAAAUGAUACUGAAAGGUCAGAUUCAGGAGGCCAUUGCCUUGAUCAACAGCCUCCACCCAGAGCUCUUGGACACAAACCGGUAUCUUUAUUUCCAUUUGCAGCAACAGCAUUUGAUCGAGCUGAUCCGCCAGCGGGAAACGGAGGCCGCGCUGGAGUUUGCGCAGACUCAGCUAGCGGAGCAGGGCGAGGAGAGCCGGGAGUGCCUCACGGAAAUGGAGCGCACCCUGGCUCUGCUGGCCUUUGACAGUCCCGAGGAGUCGCCCUUCGGAGACCUCCUUCACACCAUGCAGAGGCAGAAGGUGUGGAGUGAAGUGAACCAAGCUGUCCUCGACUAUGAAAAUCGCGAGUCAACACCCAAACUGGCAAAAUUACUGAAACUGCUACUUUGGGCUCAGAAUGAGCUGGACCAGAAGAAAGUAAAAUACCCCAAAAUGACAGACCUCAGCAAGGGUGUGAUCGAGGAGCCCAAGUAGCACCUGCGCUCGUGGUGGACCCAACAGCAGCCCUGCGUCGCGGGCUCGCCUGGGAUCAGCCUGCAGCUGCGGCUUUCUCACUGCGGUAGAGAACUCUUUUUCUCCCUUGUACUUUUUUUUGACCUGGCAUCUUUUUUUAUAGGGAAAAAUGGCCUUCGCAGGCAGUGGAAACUUGCAGGGAAAGAUGCCGUCCCUUUGGCAGUCUGAUGCAGACGUUGCAGCCUGGCACUCGCUGAAGAAUCUGGUGGUCUGCGGUCGGCUCUUCCGGCGUUCCCGGGGCCUCUGGCUGCUGAAGGAUUUGGUCUGCCCCGGAGGGCUGUGCUGUCAGGCCGCAUCCCACUCCCAAUACAGGAAAAGCAGGAAUCAUGAUUCUGCUUUCUGUUAGCUUAGGCAGACAUUACAUCUUACUUCCCCUGAGUCUUGUCAGGCCUUCACCUACAAGUUUUUCCUUACCCCUGUGGUUUUUUGUGUUUUUUUUUUUCCAUGGGAAAGAAUAUAUAAAUUUGUAAAUCCUAAUUCAAAGAUGGCUUGUGUGUGAGGGCAUUCAGUUUGGUUUUCCCUUUGGUCUGGGUUGUGUGGCUUUUGGGAGAUGUGUGUGAGGGGCUGUGUGUUUUUUAAUUUUUUUAAUACAUAUGUUGGUGCUGUGCGUGGUGAGGGACUUGCUCAUAGUGGAUCCCCGAACCAUCUCCUCUGGGCAGUUUUGUUGAAAAUAAAGGUUUCUCUUUGAUUUCAAGAAUGACCAAAA
Saimiri boliviensis boliviensis (Bolivian squirrel monkey) is the source of this 1551-nucleotide messenger RNA. RefSeq names its product GID complex subunit 8 homolog (gene GID8). Lineage: Eukaryota; Metazoa; Chordata; Mammalia; Primates; Cebidae. Gene Ontology annotation, molecular function: protein binding. The record is from RefSeq and is a predicted model, not a curated record.